CGAGGUAUUGGCACUUUUCUUAGGUUUUACGGGAUGGAUAAUGAUUUUCAUAUCACUACAAGAUCAAUAUUGGAAAGAAUCGACCACAGAAGGCAGCGUGAUCACGACCUCCACACUCUAUGAGAACCUCUGGAUGUCUUGUGCAAGUGAUUCAACAGGGAUCUAUAACUGCCGGGACUUUCCAUCACUCUUUGCUCUUCCAGGAUAACUACAUAAUUCUACGGAAGAAACAAGGGAGUAUGAAUGCGAUAGUAGAAGCUUUGGCUUUCCUCCUGGGCUUUCUGGCCUGGCUGAUGCUCGGAAUCGCCCUUCCAAAUCGAUACUGGAAGGUCUCUUCAGUGGACGGUAACGUAAUCACCACAUCGACCAUCUAUGAAAACCUGUGGAUGUCCUGUGCAACUGACUCUACGGGAGUUCACAACUGCCGAGAUUUUCCAUCUUUGCUUGCACUUAAUGGGUACAUUCAGGCCUCCCGGGCCCUCAUGAUCGCUUCCAUUGUGUUUGGGACGUUCGGGCUCGUGGCGACUCUUGUUGGAAUGAAGUGCUCGAAAAUAGGAGGAGAAAACUACUUCUUGAAGGGAAGGAUUGCUGCCAUUGGGGGAGUGUUCUUCUUACUUCAAGGGAUUUCCACCAUGAUUGCUAUAUCUUGGUACGCAGCCAACAUCACACAGCAGUUCUUUGACCAGUUUUACCCAGGCACAAAGUAUGAGAUCGGAGAGGGCCUGUAUAUCGGCUGGUCUUCAGCCAUACUGGCCAUUUGUGGAGGGGCGUGUUUGAUCUGCGCUUGCAAACUCAACACACCCAAGGAAAAAAUCCCAUAUCCAUACCAACCAUCCUCCAGAGGACUAGUGCCGCAGACGGUGGCGAUGUCUCAGUCCGCCGCGACCAACUAUGGUAGAAAUGCAUACGUGUGAGAGGGGUUGUGUAGAAUCAGCUCGGGGUCAAUGUACCUUACUAGCGUGCUGCGUUGUUACACAUAGAAACUGCAGCAUAGUGAAUAGUGUGACAGGGUACAACUUCGUUACAGUGUCGAUUACUGCUAUAAAUUACAAUUAAUCUACAGAAUAUGAAGAACAUGUUGAAUGCUAGACUCCAUGUCCAGAAUGCAGUGAUGAUAGCAAUGUACUUACAAGCAAACAUGUACAAUAAAUUACUUUUCCUUACUAUUA
Molecule: messenger RNA, 1169 nt
Organism: Gasterosteus aculeatus aculeatus (three-spined stickleback)
Lineage: Eukaryota; Metazoa; Chordata; Actinopteri; Perciformes; Gasterosteidae
Source: RefSeq, a predicted model, not a curated record